Messenger RNA from Siniperca chuatsi (mandarin fish), 1427 nucleotides. RefSeq names its product haloacid dehalogenase-like hydrolase domain containing 2 (gene hdhd2). Lineage: Eukaryota; Metazoa; Chordata; Actinopteri; Centrarchiformes; Sinipercidae. Bases 151 to 1068 code for a protein of 305 amino acids. The transcript is spliced from 9 exons. Gene Ontology annotation, molecular function: phosphatase activity. Gene Ontology annotation, biological process: dephosphorylation. The record is from RefSeq and is a predicted model, not a curated record.
UUACACCGGACCUUGGUCAUAUUUAGCAGUUUAGAAGAUCAUAAUCAGAGACUGCACUCCAAACAGCUCUUAUCCAACAGUGUGCUUGGUGGCUGCAGGUUUUGGUGAGGACUGAAACGGUUUUAUGUUCAUUCAAAAGUGUCAGAGGAAAUGUGGGUCCAAAGCAGGGCAAGCUUUGCUGACAUCUGUGCCGUCAUGUCCAAACGCCACUGCAACUGUACAAGCUACAAAACAUUUUCCGAGCCUCGGGUCGGGCGGUCACCAUGUCCUGCCCUGCAGGUCUCCAGCAUGGCGGGCAGACGGGCUCUGAAGGCCGUGCUCAUCGACCUGAGUGGAACUCUACAUAUAGAAGACACAGCAGUGCCCGGGGCGCAGGACGCCCUGAACAGGUUACGGCAGGCGUCUGUAGCUGUGAAGUUUGUGACCAACACAACAAAGGAGAGUAAGAGGAACUUACUGCAACGACUGCAACGUCUCAACUUCAACCUCCAGGAAAAAGAGAUCUUCACUUCUCUGAGUGCAGCGAGGAGUUUGUUAGAGCAGAAACAACACAGACCGCUGCUGCUGGUGGAGGACAGCGCACUGGAAGACUUCACUGGUAUUGACACGUCAGAGCCAAAUGCUGUCGUCAUUGGACUCGCUCCUGAUCACUUCAACUACCAAACACUCAACGAGGCUUUCAGAAUGAUUCUGGAUGGCGCUCCUCUCAUCGCGAUCCAUAAGGCUCGGUACUACAAGCGUAAGGAUGGUUUGGCCCUCGGGCCCGGGCCCUUUGUGACGGGACUUGAGUACGCCACGGACUGUAAAGCUACUGUGGUGGGAAAACCGGAAAAUACUUUUUUCACACAGGCUCUGUCUGAUAUAGGAUGUAGCCCAAAUGAAGCUGUCAUGAUAGGAGAUGAUGCCAGAGAUGAUGUGGGCGGGGCUCAGAACGCAGGAAUGUUGGGAAUUCUGGUUAGAACCGGUAAAUACAGAGAAGGAGAUGAGAAUAAAAUCAACCCUCCUCCCCACCUGACAUGUGACAGUUUCCCAGACGCUGUUGAACACAUCCUGAAGAACCUGCUAUAAGUAACAGUAACUUUCAUUUACACAAGAAAACACUGUUGUAGACAGGAGGGAAGGAAGUUAUUAAAUUAUUCCCCUCAUCCUAGACAUCCUAAAUUAUUCUGCUCAUCCCCUGAUUAAGGAAAAAUAACCAUCUCGCAAUCAUCAUAAGUCUGACUGAUCGUCCCAAAAUUGAAAAGAUAAAUGUACACAAAAAUGUCCAUUUGAGUAUGGGACUGCGUUCUCGCUCUAAGUCCAGAAUGUUAAAAAGUAAUCCACGCAUUUCAGAAGUACUCACCGUCUGUUGCCACAGUAACAAAUGUUUUGUCAUUAUAUCAUGAUGUAUAAAUAUAAGUUUGAAUAAAAUAAUAUUCAGCUGGUCA